This is a messenger RNA of Canariomyces notabilis, 2102 nucleotides long. RefSeq names its product Vps36-domain-containing protein. Gene Ontology annotation, molecular function: phosphatidylinositol-3-phosphate binding; ubiquitin binding. Gene Ontology annotation, biological process: protein transport to vacuole involved in ubiquitin-dependent protein catabolic process via the multivesicular body sorting pathway. The record is from RefSeq and is a predicted model, not a curated record. Bases 100 to 2055 code for a protein of 651 amino acids. The transcript is spliced from 3 exons. Gene Ontology annotation, cellular component: ESCRT II complex; late endosome membrane. NCBI's taxonomy places the organism in Eukaryota, Fungi, Ascomycota, Sordariomycetes, Sordariales, Chaetomiaceae.
CCGGAAGCGUGGAUUGAAUUGCAACAACCAGCCAACACGUCGGCUCUAACCUUUGGAAUUCUCUCGACACGCCGGGACAGCCUGCCCCAGCUAUGACGAAUGUUUCUAAAGCAUAUCGACUUGACAACCGCUCUGCGGCCCUCGUACCUGCCCGAUGAAGACUUAUUGUUUGUGCAAGACAAUGUUGGGUUAUAUGAGGGGAAAUUCAAGUUGCCCAACCAUCAGAACGGCCAGGUCUAUUUGACCUCGCAUCGAAUCUGCUAUGUCGACAAGGCCGAGCCGAGGAAGCACUCUGUGGCCCUCGACCUCAAGGAUGUGGACCGCUUCGAGUUCUACGGCGGCUUUCUCAAGUCAUCAGCUAAAAUCACGCUGAUUCCAAAACCCACAAAGCGCCCCGCUCUUCAACCACGAUCUCCCGGCGACCCUUCGCGCAGCAGCACUUCCUCGCCAACCCAACAGCUAGAUGGCCCCCUCAGAAUAUCUUCGGUUGAUCCGCCCCUGGCAACCGCGGCAACAUGGGUGUGCACCAUUUGUAGCUUCUCGAACCCUCUACCUUCCAACUUCGAUCCGACGACCGCCAACGCGCACACGCCGCUUCCGCCUUGUCUUGCCUGCGGCAUCAAGCCGACCCUGACGCACCUUCUCAAGGCCGCGAUAUCCAAUGCAACCAGCAGGCAACCUAGCAGCCCGGCGCUGCAGACUCCCCUGCCGCUGCGGCCGAAGACGCUUCCCGGGGCCUCAUCUACUGACAGGAGCGCAUUGGAACCGCCCCCUCUCCAGAAACCCCAACAUCUGAGCCCAGACCCUGAUGCGUCGUUCCAAUGCCCGCGCUGCACCUUCCUCAACCACCCUUCGUUGCUGUCCUGCGAGAUGUGCGGUGCCCCCCUGAUCUCGCACGACCUUCCCGCGGAGCUCACGUCGCAGGCCCGGGCGCAGACCGAGUCUCCCGGGCCGUUUCUGAACUCCUUGGGCGCUGCACCUCCAGGCUUCGAGAACCUCGAAAGCAUAAAGCUUUCAUUCCGAGGCGGCGGCGAGAAGAUCUUCUACGAGCGACUCAAAGGCUCCAUGACGCAGCGAAAGUGGCUUCUCCACGGCGCACCGCCCAUCCCCAAGUCGUCUCGUCCCGGCGACCCCACAAGCAGCAACGGCCUCACCGCCGGGCACGGCAGCGGUACGUCGAGGGAGCGGCCCAAAAUCGGCGGCAUCGCCGGCCUUGAGCAUCGCGGCCAGGCAAUGCGCAAGAACAACGAGCUCAUGAUUGGCGGCGCCUUUGAGGACCUCGAAGCGCUCAUGGCCUCAGCCAAGGAAAUAGUGGCGCUUGCCGAAGACUUUGCCCGCCAGGUUAAGGGCGCCUCGGGCGGCUCGAGCGCCAGCGAGAACGCGCUACUUGCCGACUCGGUCAGCCAGCUCGGCCUCAUCACCACCAAGGACAUUGUGGGAAGCGGCGGCGGCGGCGGCGGCAGCGACUCGCUGUAUCUCUCCGAGCUGGCACGCACCCUGGCCGAGUUCCUGACGGAUGAUCGGAGGGGCGUGCUGAGGAAGGCGGGCGGCAUCAUUUCGUUGGUGGAUCUGUGGGCCAUGUUUAACCGCGCCCGGGGCGGCGUCGAGCUGGUUAGUCCAGCCGAUUUCGAGAAGGCGGCGAGGUUGUGGGAGAAGCUGGGGCUGCCUGUACGGCUGAGGACAUUCAAGUCGGGCGUCAUGGUAGUACAGGGCCGUGACCGCACCGACGAGACGACUAUCAAGGCGCUUCUUGCCUGGCUCAGGGAUCUGCAUGAGUUUCCGCCUGAGAGGGAGGUGCCAUGGGACUGGCGCAUGUUUGGGCGUGGGGUCACUGCUCGGGACGCUGCCGAGAGGUUCGGCUGGAGUAUCGGUGUUGCAGAGGAAGAGUUGGAGAUGGCUGAGGAGAGAGGCGUGCUGUGUCGUGAGGAAGGCAUCGAGGGGCUGAAGUUCUGGGAAAACUUCAUCGAUACCGGUGAGGGAAAGGGGUACAAAGAUCCGGCGAAGCAAAGGGACGACCUCAUCCUCCAGGCGUUGCAAAAGAGCGGAUUCUUAUGAAAUUCAUCUUAUUGGAGCGGUCGAGUAUAUAUAUAUGGCUUCAUCGC